Yamadazyma jaroonii is the source of this 1434-nucleotide messenger RNA. Lineage: Eukaryota; Fungi; Ascomycota; Pichiomycetes; Serinales; Debaryomycetaceae. The record is from the annotation of a GenBank genome assembly.
AUGGUCAAUGAAAAUGAUCCAUUAUUAGAUGAUUCAUGGGCUAAUAAGAGACAAAUUAUAAGUAGCAAACCUUGGUACAAAAGACCUUCAAUUGGAUUUAUUUUAACUGUUGGAUUUUUCUAUACUUUAACAUCAAUAGGUGAACCUACAAGGCAAAGUCUUAGAUUUCAAUUAGCAUGCAAUUCUUUGAUCAAUGAUAAGGGAUAUUGUGAUUCUAUAGAUGCUCAAUUGAUGGUUUCAAAUUACAAUCAAGUAAGUGCUAUUGUUUCCCAAUUAUCACUGCUUGGUGCAUUAGCCAAUAUCGGAAAGUUACUGGAUAAAUUUGGAAGAAAGAAGUUUAUCACAUUGAUUGUAACUGUGGUAUUGAUAUCAAGAACCAUUCUCCUCAGUUCUUAUUUGAUUGACGAGAAGUUCAAUUUUUAUCUUUACAUAUUUUGUGACUUCUUAGCAAGUUCGACUGGUGGCUUAUUUGCCAUGACAGGAUUGAUAAAUUCUUAUAUUACUGAUAUAAUCGAACCCAGUCAACAGAAUUAUCUUAUAGGUUGGGGUAAUGGAUCAAUUUUCGCUGGUGAAUCUUUAGGUCCUCUUUUGAGUAAUUUCAUUAUUGGAUUAUUUGAGACAUACAACGAUCAGUCUGAUGAUAUGAAACCUUUGAAUAAGCAACAGAUAACUUUAUCUGUGAUUGAAAUAAUUAUCUUUGGAGUGUUAUUGGUUUAUUCAUUAAUUUUACCCGAAUCCAAGCUCCAUUGUUCUGGUGAUUUUUCGGUGGCUAAAUUGAAUUUCAGAAAUUUGUUGCAGCCAUUGAGAAUUUUAAUUCCAGAUCAACCUUCGAAAGUUAAAAAACUCAUAAUUUUCAUGGUAUUCUUGAAUUGCUUAUCGGCCAUGUUAAGUAUUCUGUUAGGAGAAAUCAACCUUCAAUAUGCAAUUUAUAUGUUCAAAUGGACUUCUAAAGAGAUUGGUUAUUUGAUGUCUUUAUUCUCCAUUUCCAGAGUGAUGGUAUUAUUCUUGAUAACUCCGUUUUUGACCAAUUACUUACUACCCAAAUAUUUCACUAAAAAGGAAGCUUCAAUGGAUAAAGUUGAUUUCGUAAUGAUCUUAUUCGGAAUAUUUUGUGAUUUAGUGUUAUUCUCGGGUCUCAGUAUUUCCAGAAAUACCUUUGAAUACUUGGCUUUCACUAUCUUUGGUAGCUUGGAUUCAAUUGUAGUACCUACAGCUCAAUCCAUAAUGUUGAAAUAUUAUGAUUCAAAUAGAAAUGGUGAGGUUCUUAUGGCUAUAUCUUUAAUCAAUGGUGUAGGAUGUAUUUUUGCACCCAUUAUUUCCAUGGAAAUUUAUAAGUUUGGUUUGACUCAUUCCAUCCCUCAGUUGAUUUUCCUUUCAUGCUUGACCGUGGAUAUCGUCGUCAUUAUUGCAUUCCUUCACUUUAGAAAUAUAUAA